Molecule: messenger RNA, 495 nt
Organism: Lathyrus oleraceus (garden pea)
Lineage: Eukaryota; Viridiplantae; Streptophyta; Magnoliopsida; Fabales; Fabaceae
Exons: 2
Coding region: 22-402 (126 amino acids)
Source: RefSeq, a predicted model, not a curated record
CAUUCAUAUAGACACUGAAAAAUGGCAAAGAAAUUUCAUUUUCUUGUGCAGUAUAAAGAAUUGGUCAAAAAUCUCCGAUCAACUACUACUCCUAAAGCUGCUAUAGUUAACCACUUCUCAAUUACAAAACAAACUCAUUUGCAUACUCAAGGUGGUGAUCCAUUAGUAGGACCAGGAAAUCAAGGGUCAGAGAACCCAAGCGAGGUUCUGGGAAAUGUUGAAGAAACCAUAGGUAAGGAAAGUGUGGAGACUGCAUGUGAUGAAACAAAGAAAACUAUACCAUUAGUGACAGAUACAACCACUGCAGAAGCUGAUAUGAACGUUGUGGACACAGUGGAGUAUAGAAGUAGGGAAGGUUUGGUAGGGCAACUUGGAGAUGGCUGUGAUAAUGUUCGGUUCUAAUUAAAGUAAUAUAUAUAUAUAUAUAUAUAUAUUCUGUUCUUGUUAUGAAUUUUAUCUAUGUGAUGAAAUAAAUUGUAUUAUGUUAAGAGAGUA